Cladophialophora yegresii CBS 114405 is the source of this 771-nucleotide messenger RNA. RefSeq lists its product as uncharacterized. NCBI's taxonomy places the organism in Eukaryota, Fungi, Ascomycota, Eurotiomycetes, Chaetothyriales, Herpotrichiellaceae. Bases 1 to 771 code for a protein of 256 amino acids. The transcript has a single exon. The record is from RefSeq and is a predicted model, not a curated record.
AUGACAACAAUCAUCCCACAAUCAACCGCUCCAACUGUCCGCUACCUGUCUACCACACAGGCAUACGACCUCUGGGCAGCUGUGUACGACACCGACGGCAAUUUCUUGCAGGCCCUCGACACGCUGGAAGUGAAGUCUUUAUUGCCGCGCAUGCUUGAUAUGUUGAAUGAUGGAUCAUGUCCCCAGCCCUGGAAAUUCGUGGAUUUGGGUUGUGGCACCGGCAGGAAUACUGCGGCGCUGCUAGAGGUCGGUAAAGCAUCAACGGUAGUCGGGCUGGAUGUAAGCCCUGGCAUGCUGGAAGUCGCGAAGAAGCGGCUGCAGAGGUUCCAUGCAGAAGGAAGACUGAGGCUCGAGGUGUUUGACAUGCUGCAAGAAUCAUCGCUACCAGAGUCGGCAAGAUUGGCGGAUGCAGUGGUAUCAACCCUGGUAAUUGAGCAUGUCCCCGCAGAUAUCUUCUUUGCAACCGCAGGCAAGAUCCUCAAACCCAGUGGGAUUCUGUUGUUGACGAAUAUGCAUUCGGAGAUGGGCAAAAUCAGUCAAGCUGGAUUUAUCGAUCCUAAGACGGGCGAAAAGAUCCGGCCCACCAGCUAUGCUCACACCACCGAAGAAGUAGAGGCGGCGGCUCUGAGCAACGGGUUUGAGCUUCUGAGCCCGAUGGAGGAGCGGGCAGUAGACCCGAGCAUGGUCACAGUACUUGGUGAGCGUUCGCGGAAAUGGGCCGGGGUGACCGUAUGGUUUGGCGGCAUUUUUCGGAAGGGAGGUAGUAUGUGA